Mytilus trossulus (common blue mussel) is the source of this 3049-nucleotide messenger RNA. Its product is annotated as piggyBac transposable element-derived protein 4-like. The transcript has a single exon. NCBI's taxonomy places the organism in Eukaryota, Metazoa, Mollusca, Bivalvia, Mytilida, Mytilidae. The record is from RefSeq and is a predicted model, not a curated record. The coding region runs from base 258 to 2057 and encodes 599 amino acids.
CUUUCAACGCUAUUCGCGGCAUAUGCCGCGAUGAGGUGCUCCGUCCCAGGCUGCUAUUCGCGGCAUAAGUCGUUUUUGUUGUUGUUCGGUUUCGCCGGCAUGUAUCGUAUGUAUAUCACCCGGAAGGCAUCUAGACUUUAGUCAAUCUUAAAGGGCAUAUGUCUAGGUCGCAAUUGUGCUUAUAAAAAUGAAACUUUCUUUGGGAAAAUAUUGCGCCCGGCGGAGAAAUAAAAAGUAAAAAAAAAUAUGAUGCCAAAAUGGCGGCGUUCAUUGACGACGGAGAACUAGACGAUUUUAUACAGGAAUAUUUCGGUGAAUCAGACGAAGAAAGCGAAUUUGAAGGUUUUGAUCUGAACGAUAUAAUUACAGACAAUGAUAUACUGAGCGAAAUAGUAUUUGAACAAGAUGAUAAAGACAUAAAUGUUGGGGUAGAUGAGCAGAAUGGUUGGUCGCGAAUUGACACGCCCCCCUUUUGUGCUCCGUUCACUGGAACGCCGGGUCUAAAUAAUGACAUCGACUUGGGAGAAGACCCACAGCCAAUUGAUUUCUUCAAUUUAUUAUUUAAGAAUUCAAUGUGGGAUACAUUAGUCGUACAAACAAACUUAUACGCUGAAAGGAGACUUCAAAAUGAUGAACUCAAACCAAAUUCUCGCAUCACAAAAUGGCGACCAACUUCCAUAGACGAAAUGAAAGUAUUUUUUUCUUUGAUAAUUUCAAUGGGAUUAACUAGAAAAGGUGACCUAGAUGCCUAUUGGUCAACAGAUGAGGUUAUCAACACCCCAUUUUUCAGUAAAAUGAUGGCAAAAGAUAGGUUCAUGAAUAUUCUGGCCAACUUACAUUUGAAUGACAAUAAUCUUGCUAACACUGACCGUCUUUAUAAAGUAAGGCCAUUUAUUUCUAUGAUGAGAGAUACUUUUAGUGUUUAUACACCAGAAGAGAAUCUGAGUUUUGAUGAAGGAACAUGUCCCUUCAAAGGGAGAGUUAAAUUCAGGGUAUAUAAUCCUAUGAAACCCAACAAGUUUGGUAUAAAGUUGUAUCAAUGUUGUGAAGCGAGAUCUGGUUAUUGUGUUGCAUUUGAUAUAUAUGAUGCUGAUGCUGAGCGUAGCUGCAGUAUUUAUGCUGAUACUGUAGAUGUUGGAGAGGAUUGUACUCACACCACUAAAUUAGUAGUUGGACUUUUAGCUUUCUGUGGCUUGUUACUUAAGGGGUAUAAAGUAUACCUGGACAACUAUUAUUGUAGUCCUGAACUUUUCAAUGAGUUGGACCUACUAAAUACUUAUGCUUGUGGUACUGUUCGUACUAACAGAAAACUAGUUCCGAAAGCAUUUACAGAGGUAAAAAAAUUGAAACAAGGACAAGGAAUAUUUCGACGAAUGGGGAAUUUAUUAGCUAUAAAAUUUCAUGACAAACGUGAUGUGCAUAUGCUCUCUACGAUGCAUGAGGCCAAACUUAUAGUCACAGACAGAGUAAACAAGGACAACGAGCCUGUGCUCAAGCCAAACUUAGUAGUUGACUAUUGUAAAUAUAUGGGUGGUGUAGACAUGAAUGACCAAAUCUGCCAGUACUAUGAUGUUCUACGUAAAAGUGUUAAGUGGUGGAAAACUCUAUUCUUUCACUUAUUUAAUGUUCUCCUAGUGAAUGUGUACGUCUUGUUUAAGAAAUAUGGAAAGCCCGCAAAACGAAGAACGCAUCAAAUGUUCCGUCAAAGUCUAAUCCGCGCCCUCAUCGAUGAGGCAGUUGAUGCUCCUCUCCCAGACAAUACCAAAGGGAGAAAAUGUGAACCCAUUGGGAGACUUACAGGAAAACAUUUUCCGCAGUAUAUUCCGGCAAAGGAAGGGGCAAAGCGUAAAAGGCCAUUGCGAGAUUGUAAGGCAUGCAAUUUUGCGCCAAAGGACAGACAGGGUAAUCGUAGAACACAAACUUCUUUCUAUUGUCCUAAGUGUGUCGUAGCACUUUGUGUUCCAGACUGCUUUCAUGAGUACCACACAAAAAAGGAUUACAAGAGAAAAUUGGGGGUUGACGAUACCUCUUCAUCUUCAUCUUCAGAGAGUGAAUGAACACAAUGACAAAUUUCAACGUUUUGUUAUUUACAUGAAUUGAAUACCUUUGCCAAAGUUUUACAAUGUUACAGAGUUCUAUUUCUAGUUAUUAAAUUCUAUUUCUACAUUUACAAAUGUUUACAGUACUUCCCAUCUACAUGAUCUAUCAAAAUGAACCCAGUCAAGAAUUAUAUGAAUAACCAUUAUAACUACAGUAUCACAGUUUCAAGUGGUGUUUGUUGCUUGAAAAUUGAGAACACUUUUACUUCAUGGGUUUCAUUCACCUUGUCUUUAUACAGAAACUACACAACACAACACAGCUUGCAAUAUUUUAUUUACACAAUCAUACAAAUCAAUGUAAUACAGGACAUGGACAUGUAAAAAAUCUGAUUUUUUUUUUUUUUUUUUUUUUUUUUUUUUACCUGUAUUGUAUUUCACCUUGAUAUACAGGUGCAAAUAUGUCAAAUAGGUAAAAACAAACACUUAUGUAUAUGUAUAUCAAUAUAAUGAACAUGUAUACCAAAAUAUAAUCACAUUCUUUCAACAAUGAAUCCAGUAUAGACCAUUUAAUCACACAACAAUUCCAUAGAAAUCAUAGAAAUUGCUCCUGGGAAAGCACUUACCUGUAAUCAAGGUUUUUACCUGUACAAAGGUAACAAGAGCCACAAAUUUGUGAAAAUUUUAUUUUACAAUCUUUACCUGUAAAAAUUAUGAGUUGUAUACAAAAACCAACAAAGAUUCCAGUCUAGAGGAGUGGUAUACAUAAAUAAUACAGGUUAAUUAAUUUUACCUGUAGUUUACCUGUAUAUACAGAUUUCAUUAUGACCAAAAGGUAAAAAUGGAAGUCGUCAUUUUAUUGUUUGGGAUAAGGAGAACAAUUUACAUACACAAACUUUUUCUAUAUCUGCAAUAAUAAAAAAGUUAUAUCAGUUUGAAUGUAGAUGUGCAUUUUCAUUGCAAACAACAUAGAAAAUGCAGCAGCAGCAGCCAUAUUGUUCAUUUUUUGUGUA